UGGACCGGACCCCCCGUAAACACAGCGGAGAGUGACAGUAUAAGUUUCGACUUGACUCCGUGACGGAAGAGAAGGUAAUCCUAUGAAAAAAGACUCCCCACCUGCCACUGUGCCCAGAGCGGGUCAUGACCGGCGGAGGCUGGCUGCUUGAUGCCAGAAACAAGAGCCUGCUCAGGACUCGCCCCACCGGGUGAAGAUAGAAGGUCUGAUUGACUUGAUCUGGACCCGAGUUCACCAGUGGCAUCCAGGUCGAACCAACAGCAGGCAGCAAGUUUUAUAAAGUAUUUAGUCUUUCCGCAUUCUGCUGAUCUACACGCCACUAUGAAUGUGUCUGAGGAACGAGAGGAGGGAGGUCCUGCCUCGAAAUCCACACUGUCUGGAGAACACGACAGCCAGACCAAACCCAAGAGCCCGGCCCAUCAGGAGAGACCAGUCUCCCCUGUAUCAAGCCAUGUGUCCAUCAAGAGGCGCACGUCUGUGGGGGAACCAGACACCGAUAAUAAAGAACAGCCUUCUCAAAUGAAAAGACUCGAUAAGAUGAGACCAGACUCUCCUGUACCCAACUGUGUGUCCAUUAAGAGUGACCAGUCUAUCGGAACCCCUAUUUUUUUCAAAGAUGGAUCCCACUCUACUGAACAGAGAAGACUCGAUAAGACGAGACCAGACUCUCCUGUACCCAGCUGUGUGUCCAUUAAGAGUGACCAGUCUAUCGGAACCCCUAUUUUUUUCGAAGAUGGAUCCCACUCUACUGAACAGAGAGACCAUCAGGAGAGGUCAGAGUUUACCAGCAGUCGGACUGUUCAGGAGCAUCAAACAGACUUGGACUCAACAUUUAUGCAACUUCAGGAGAACAUCAUCACUUUUGUAAAGAAGGAGCUGAAGAAGCUUCGGAAGGUUCUGAGUCCAGAUUACCCAGAGAGACAGAGUGAGGAGGAGGAGGAGGAGCAGCAGAUGAGGAGCACCAGAGAGGCAUUUCUGAACAUCACAGUGUACUUCCUGCGGAGUAUGAAGCAGGAGGAGCUGGCCUACUCUCUGGGGAGCAAAAGUCUUGUUCCUGAGUGCCGGAGUAAACUCAAAUCUUCUCUGAAGAAGAAGUUUCAGUGUUUGUUUGAGGGUGUCGCGAAACCAGGAGCAUUCACACUUCUGAAUCAGAUCUACACAGAGCUCUACAUCACAGAGGGAGGGAGUGGAGAGGUCAGUAAUGAACAUGAAGUCAGACAGAUUGAAAGAGCAGCCAGGAAACUAGAGAGAUCAGCACCACCAAUCAAAUGUGAGGACAUCUUUAAACCCUUACCUGAACAAGAGAAACCAAUCAGAACAGUGAUGACCAAGGGAGUGGCUGGCAUCGGUAAAACAGUCUUGACACGGAAGUUCACUCUGGACUGGGCUGAAGACAAAACCAACCACAGUAUACACUUCAUAUUUCCAUUCACGUUCAGAGAGCUGAAUGUGCUGAAAGACAAAAAGUUCAGCUUGAUCGGACUUCUUCAUCACUUCUUUAUUGAAACCAAAGAAGCAGGAAUCUUCAGCUUUGACAAGUUCCAUGUUCUGUUCAUUUUCUGCGGUUUGGAUGAGUGUCGACUUCCUCUGGACUUCCAGAACAAUGAGAGCUGGACUGAUGUCACAAAGUCCACCUCAGUGGACGUGCUGCUGACAAACCUCAUCAAGGGGAAAUUGCUUCCCUCUGCUCGCCUCUGGAUAACCACGCGACCUGCAGCAGCCAGUCAGAUCCCUCCUGAGUUGAUUGACAUGGUGACAGAGGUGAGAGGGUUCACUGAGUCACAGCAGGAGGAGUACUUCAAGAAGAGAUUCAGCGAUGAGAAGGCCGGAAGAAUCAUCUCACACAUCAAGACAUCACAAAGCCUCCACAUCAUGUGUCACAUCCCAGUCUUCUGUUGGGUUACUGCUACAGUUCUGGACCACGUGUUGAGAACAGAUGAGAAAGGAAUGAUGCCCAAGACCCUGACUGAGAUGUACAUCCACUUCCUGGUGGUUCAGGCCAUCCAGGCGAAUGUGAAGUAUCAUGGGAGAGCUGAGACAGAGCCACACUGGACUAAAGAGAGCACGGAGAUAAUUGAGUCUCUGGGAAAACUGGCCUUUGAGCAGCUGGAGAAAGACAAUCUGAUCUUCUAUGAAGAAGAGCUGACUGAGUGUGGCAUGGAUAUCAGAGCAGCCUCGGUGUACUCGGGAGUGUUCACACAGAUCUUUAAAGAGGAGCGUGGGCUCUACCAGGGCAAGGUCUUCUGCUUUGUCCAUGUGAGCAUUCAGGAGUUUCUGGCUGCUCUUUAUGUCUUGUACUCAUUCAACAAAACCGGAGUCAAUGUGCUUUCAGAAACACAGUCAACCUCCUGCAUGUCUAAACCACUUGGAGACAAACUUAAAGAACCAGGCCUCUACCAGAGAGCAGUGGACAAGGCCUUACAGAGUCCGAAUGGACACCUAGAUUUAUUCCUGCGCUUCCUUCUUGGCCUGUCACUGGAGGCCAAUCAGAAGCUCCUAAGAGGCCUGCUGAAAAGGACAGGAAGUGCAUUACAGACCAAUCAGGAAACAGUCCAGUACAUCAAUAAGAAGAUCAGGGAGACUCUCUCUCCAGUGAGAAACAUCAAUCUGUUCCACUGUCUGAAUGAACUGAAUGAACAUACCCUAGUGGAGGAGGUCCAACAGUACCUGACAUCAGGAAGACUCUCCAAAGACCAACUCUCUCCUAUUCAGUGGUCAGCUCUGGUCUUCAUCUUACUGUCUUCAGAAAAGGAACCAGGCGUGUUUGACCUGAAGAAAUAUACUGCUUCAGAGGAGGGUCUUCAGAGGCUGCUACAAGUGGUCAAAGCCUCCAAUACCGCUCUGUUGAGUUCCUGUAAUCUGUCAGAGAGAAGCUGUGAAGUUGUGUCCUCAGUUCUUAGCUCCAGCUCCUCUAGUGUGAGAGAGCUGGACCUGAGUAACAAUGAUCUGCAGGAUUCAGGAGUGAAGCUACUCUCUGCUGGACUGGGGAGUCCACAAUGUAAGCUGGAAAUACUCAGGUUGAGUUCCUGUAAUCUGUCGGAGAGAAGCUGUGAAGUUGUGUCCUCAGUUCUCAGCUCCAGCUCCUCUAGUGUGAGAGAGCUGGACCUGAGUAACAAUGAUCUGCAGGAUUCCGGAGUGAAGCUGCUCUCUGCUGGACUGGGGAGUCCACAAUGUAGACUGGAAAUACUCAGGCUGUCGGGCUGCCUGGUCACCGAGGAAGGUGUUUCUUCUCUGCUCUCAGCUCUGCACUCCAACCCGUCCCAUCUGAGAGAGUUGGACCUGAGCUACAACCAGCUAGGAGACUCGGAAGUGAUGAAGCUGCUCUCUGCUGGACUGGAGGAUGCACACUGGAGACUGGACUCUCUCAGGCUGGACCAUGCUGGAAUGUGCAGGUUGAAGCCAGGUCUGAGGAAGUAUGCCUGUGAACUCACACUGGACCCAAACACGGCAAACGGACACCUCCUUCUGUCUGAGGACAACAGAAAGGCGACGAGGGCGACAAAGCAGCAGCCAUACCCUGAUCAUCCAGACAGAUUUGACAUCUGGAAACAGGUUCUAUGUAGAGAGAGUUUGGCUGACCGCUGUUACAUGGAGUUACAGUGGGAAGGAGAGGUUCAUAUAGGAGUGACUUACAGAGGACUCAAAAGGAGGGGAGGAGGUGCUGACUGUGUUCUUGCAUUUACUGAGAAGUCCUGGAGUCUGUUCUGUGGUAAUGACAGAUACUCUGCCUGGCAUAAUAACGAAGAAACAGAGAUGCGUAUCUCCCCCUCCUCCUCUGGCAGAGUAGGAGUGUAUCUGGACUGGUCUGCUGGAACUCUGUCCUUCUACAGAGUCUCCUCUGACACUCUGACACACCUCCACACCUUCACCUCCACAUUCACUGAACCUCUCCAUGUUGGGUUUUGGUUUCGGUCAUGUGGCUCCUCAGUGAAUCUGCAUUAGAUAGAGGAGGUAGAGACGCCGCCUGUGUCCUGGAGGAAUACUCGCACUCCUGCCCAAAAACACCCGCUGACAUGAUAAAUCACUCUGUACAGGAUCUCACACACACACACACACACACACACACACACACACACACACCGAUGAAAACAUCCUCCUCAUUAACACUGUGUUCUUUGACGACUGGCAAGUCCAAUUCUUGAUCCACAGCAAACAGGGUGUUCAUAAUAAUGAGGUUGUAGGAGUUGGGAAAUGAUCGAGUCAAACAAUUCCCUCUUUGGCUGCACCUUGCCGGGUCCAUUUAUUCACAGGUCAACGGGCCAGUCCAGAUCCAGGUGGGCCGUCUUUAAAAAAAAAUCUUUUUAAAUAUGUUUAUUGGCAUUUACAAUUUUAGCAUAUUAAACAAGUCACAUAUUGAGUAAUUUAAAACAAUAAGCCCCUCACCUCCCAGGUGGUCCGUAGAAAUGUGCUCCGGCUUGCCGUCGAUGUCCACUAUGACGGCCUUGCCCCCGGCCUCCAAGACGCGAAACAGGCCAUCAUAGGGCGGUCGAAGGGGCCAUCCCCAGGAUGCAGAACCAUUGUUAUGUUUUCUUUGACACUUUAUUUAGGCGAUUUGUUGUUGAGUAAAAGUAAUCAAAAGGGGAGAUUGUGAGGACAAUUCACAUGUGAUGUUUGCUUACUUUUAAUCUUUCACAUGACCUUAUGUUGCUUAAACGGAUGCUUGAAGACCAAGCAUCAAGAUGUUUGUAAAAAAUUUUUUUUGUAUAAAUAAAUCAGUAAAAUCCAUAAAAUAAGAUAUUCCUUCAGUUUAAUUUUUUUUAAAAUGUUUUUUUUUUGCAUAAAUAAAUCAAUAAAAUCCAUAAAAUGAGAUAAUCCUUGAGUUUAAAAUUUUUUUAAAUGUAUUUUUUUAUUAUUUUUUUUGCAUAAAUAAAUCAAUAA
Lampris incognitus (smalleye Pacific opah) is the source of this 4878-nucleotide messenger RNA. RefSeq names its product protein NLRC3-like. The record is from RefSeq and is a predicted model, not a curated record. The transcript has 16 exons. The coding region runs from base 322 to 3942 and encodes 1206 amino acids. Gene Ontology annotation, molecular function: protein binding. NCBI's taxonomy places the organism in Eukaryota, Metazoa, Chordata, Actinopteri, Lampriformes, Lampridae.